This is a messenger RNA of Nanorana parkeri, 2776 nucleotides long. Its product is annotated as inter-alpha-trypsin inhibitor heavy chain H3-like. The record is from RefSeq and is a predicted model, not a curated record. Lineage: Eukaryota; Metazoa; Chordata; Amphibia; Anura; Dicroglossidae. Gene Ontology annotation, molecular function: serine-type endopeptidase inhibitor activity. Bases 141 to 2762 code for a protein of 873 amino acids. The transcript has 20 exons. Gene Ontology annotation, biological process: hyaluronan metabolic process.
CUGUGACAUGUCUGCAGGUACAGAAGAUACCACUGGAUAAAGCUGUCACCAGCAGUGGCUGAUCUUCUGUAAUUUAUUAACAUGUCUUCAUAUACUUCGUAGAAUGCUCGUCUGUCACACAGAAAAGACAUCCAUCCAGCAUGGGUCACCUUCUGUUGGUCUGCACUUUGUUCUUCCAUGUUGUGUCCUCGGUUAAGGGCGACUUUCUGAUUGAAGGACUGAGAAACAUCAAGAAGAGAAACACUGCAGAGCCAGUGAAUGAUAUCGAAGUCUACAGUAUUAAUAUUGACUGUAAGGUGACAUCCCGGUUCGCUCAUAAUGUCAUCACAAGCAGAGCCAUUAAUAGAGCCAGUAUGUCUAAAGAGGCCAUGUUUAAAGUGGAUUUGCCAAAAACGGCUUUCAUUACUAAUUUUAGCAUGGUAAUUGAUGGAAAAACAUAUUUAGGGGAGAUUAAAGAAAAAGAAGUUGCAAAGAAACAGUAUGAAACUGCUGUCAAAAGAGGUCAGACAGCUGGACUUGUCAAGGCAUCUGGCAGAAAAACAGAGACAUUUACUGUGUCAGUGAAUAUAGCCGCACAAAGUAAAGUGACGUUUGAGUUGGUUUAUGAAGAAAUGCUUAAGCGUAAUCAUGGGAAAUAUGAAAUGUUCAUCAAAGUUCAACCAAAGACGCUUGUUCGGAACUUCCAGAUUGAAGUAGAAAUUCAUGAACCUCAAGGCAUCAGCUUUUUAGAUGCUGAAGCAACUUUCAUAACAAAUGAUUUGCUGCCGGCAGUCCAUAAAAGCUUCUCUGCCGAAAAGGGCUAUGUUUCUUUCAAACCAACUUUGGAUCAGCAACGCUCAUGUGCAACAUGUUCAACUACAUUACUGGAUGGAGAUUUUACUGUGACAUAUGAUGUGAAUCGAGAAUCGGCAGGAAACAUACAGGUUGUCGAUGGAUAUUUUGUUCACUUUUUUGCACCCCAGAAAUUAGCUGGUGUACCAAAAAAUGUAAUCUAUGUAAUAGACAAAAGUGGAUCGAUGUAUGGUAGAAAGUUGGAACAGACAAAAGAAGCCCUACUUGAAAUUUUGAAAGACACAGCAGAACAUGAUCAUUUUAAUUUUGUAUUAUUUGACAAUGAUAUUGAAGUGUGGAAACCUUCUUUGGUGAAAGCAACACCAGAAAACCUGAAAAAAGCCAGGGACUUUGUCAGACAAAUUACAGAUGGUUAUACCACAAAUAUCAAUGAUCCUGUGUUAAAGGCUGUGCAAUUAUUGGAUGAAGCGAAUGCACUAAAUCAAAUCCCAGAAAGAAGUGUCUCUUUGAUAGUCUUGCUUACUGAUGGUGAAGCAAAUAUAGGUGAGACAGAACCAGAAAAAAUUCAGGAAAAUGUAAAGAAAGCCAACCAAAGAGGAUACACUUUGUAUUGUCUUGGCUUUGGCUAUGGGGUUAAUUAUGGAUUUCUCGAAAAGAUGGCACUGGAAAAUGCCGGAAUUGCUCGUCGAAUAUAUGAGGACUCAGACGCAGCCUUGCAGAUGAAGGGAUUUUAUACUGAAAUUGCCAACCCAACAUUGUUGGAUAUUAAAAUGGAAUAUCCUGAAAAUGCCAUUGCAAACCUCACCCAGAACAGCUUCAAACAUUACUUUGAUGGCAGUGAAAUUGUGGUUGCUGGACGAAUAAUUGAUAAUGAUCUGAAUGUUUUCUCUGUAGAUGUAAAGGCAGAAGGGGCAGAUAAUUUACUGAAAUACAGUGAAAAUGUUCAACUCCAAGAUACGGAUGGAGUGAGCAAAAAGCAGGAGUACAUAUUUGGUGACUUCACUGAGCGGCUUUGGGCCUACCUCACCAUACAGCAACUCCUGGAGAAACGAGUUUCUGCAGAUCCAUCAGAGAAAGAGAAACUGAAAAAACAGGCGUUGGAUCUCUCUCUGAAGUUCAAGUUUGUGACUCCUUUAACAUCUAUGGUGGUUACAAAACCUGAUGAGAUAGAGGAAGAAACAUUAGUUGCUGAUAAAUUUGUUGAAGCUCAGGCACCUUCUAAUUGGGUUGAUUCUGAUCCUCAUUUUGUGAUAAAUGUUCCAAGCCAGAACGAUGCUUUGUGCUUUAACAUACAAGAGGAGCCUGGAGUGGUGUUAAAUCUUGUUGAGGAUCAAGGACUUGGUAUUGCAGUCAAUGGGGAAAUUAUUGGAAAGAAGAAAAUAGGCAAUAAUGUGAUGUCAAAUGAAACCUAUUUUGGAAAACUUGGGUUCGUAAACAGAGAGAUGAAACUGAGAAUUGAGGUGACUACUGAGACAAUCACCAUCAUGUUGGGCAAAAACAAGAAGGAAUACACAUGGGAGAAGACAACAUCGGUCAAGAAGAAAGGGCUUAACCUGGUUAUACAUAAGAAAAACAAUAUGACACUGUCAUUUGGAGAAGGGGCGAAAUUCGUCAUUAUUUUACAUCAGUUUUUGAAAGAUGAUCCUCUGCACAUGGAUUUCUUAGGAUUCUAUACUUUGGAUGACCAUAAAUUUUCUGCACAUGUUCAUGGAUUGUUAGGCCAGUUUUUCCAUGGGAUUGAUUAUGAAAUUUCCAAUGUCCACAAAACAAAAAUUCCUGAUAAACCAGAUGCCACAAUGAAAGUGAAGAACAAGCUACUGACAGUGACAAGGGGUUCACAAAAAGAUUACAGGAGUGAUCCCAGGAAAGGUAAAAAGGUCCCUUGCUGGUUUGUACAUUCCAAUGCAGAAGGACUGAUUGACGGCACUCAUAAAGACUACAUUGUACCCGAUAUCUUCAGCAUCGCUUAGGAAAAGGAUUUUCU